CCUGUCCUCAUUGGCUGAUUUGAAUUUUAUUACGUUAAAGAAAUCGAUUGGCCAAUUGCGAUCGUCCGUUUUCUUAUCCGACUUUUACAUAUUAUACAGAGUGUCCCGUUAGUGUUGUGUCUGUGACAUUGAAAAAACCUGUUUAUUUAUAGUUGAUUGUGUUUUUUACAUUUCAUUUUAGAAGGUCGGAUCUUGUCAUAUCACUUCUGGUACUUGGUGCUGCGAACGAAACGAAACAGGCCUGCCGUGCUGAUUAUUGACCCACUCGAAGCAACCGGAACCAUUAUGCCAUAUACAUCGACAAUCUAAAACGAGAGACGUGACUCGAUUAAUAAUCGAAUGAACCGUUAGUUAAUUAUGCUUAUUUAUUAACAAGCGAAAUGAUGGAGGAGGUGACUACACGCCCUAAUUUAGAGUACAUCCCCUCUCUUCCCCCUAAAGUAAAGCAAAUGACCGGGUCGACUACAUUUACACAAAUUACUAGCGAUGAUGCUAGCCUUCGAGUGAAUGGAUACGCCGAUAGCCGGUCAGACAUGGACUCUCUAAGUUCGAUGCACUCUCUUGUCCUUAAUUCUAAGACACCAACAACAACGGUAUAUUUAGCGGCAACCCAGCCAGAGCAACCCGCGAUCACACCUAGUGCAGACGCACUAACCAACGGUCCUCAUGUAGUCACGAUCAGAAUAAACACGGAUGCUGAUAAGCCGAAGGCUCCGAAAAUAUCAAGUGUUCACCUAAAAAGUGACAUCGAUUUUGAUACAUACAAAAUUAAUGAAAAUGGCAAGAAAAACAGCAGUCUAGUCAGACUUAAUGUGGAGGAGAGUCGACCAAAAAUUCUAGAUAAUGAGGAUCUUUCUAAGGUGGAUAAGUCACCGUACAUUUAUUGUAAUUCGUACGUAAACACAAUGUCGAACAUCGUAAUGUCGAGUGGGCAAUGCUCUCCGAGUGACACUUUAGAUUCAGGGACAUGCAGCGACCUUGACGGAACGCCGCCACCGCUUCCAAAAAAGAAGACGUCAAAAUCUAACUCCGCAAAGAAAGUCUCCGUUACGGUAAUUAGUCAUUCAAGAAAUCAGAGCGAGGUCGAUUACGAAGAUAACGACUCUAACAUAUCGUGUGACUCGCUAAAUAGUAGCGAGUUAAAUGGAAGCGUGCAUGCCGACGAAAGUCACAGCGACGACGCGAGUAAAAAAGAAAAGAAACAGUCUUCCGAGGCAACGCCACAAACGUUGGCCAAGGUGAACAAUAAAGACAGCUUUCUACCGCAGGGUCUUCUUCAAGAUAUUAGAGAUCGUUCAGCGAAACUCAACACGAUCGAAACGGAAAGUGAGUUACAGACUGAGCAGACUGAGGAAAUCAGCCAGAAUAUUAAUGUCAAUGCAAAUAUAUCAAAAGAAAGCGCCGAACUCACGUCGUUCCGUUUAGUUUCCCAGUUUAAUAAUGAAGUAAAGAAAAACGAUGUAGAAUCGUUGCCGGCAACUGAAACUAAAACGCCCCUAAUUAGCGAGCGUACUUACGAAGAAAGAAAACAGACAGAAAAGAUGAAGGAAGACCAGAUAUGUUAUAGCAGUCAUUACUUUGAUACGGACAAAUUUUAUGAUUUCCAUUUAAACGAAAAACAAUUUGAUGAUGUAUCAGUGAAAAGUGUUAGUGAAAAUAAUAGUGUUUGUGAACAGAUCUCCGAUAUCGAGUAUUUUGCGGGAAUAAAAGAUUAUAAAAGUGAGGAAGCGCCGUCUACAAUAAAAAGUUCUAAGGGAACGAUUCGUGGUGUGAAAAAUCGCGUUCGUGCGGGAAUUGCAACAUUCCUCCAGAUCCAAAGCACGACAAAGAGUUACAAAGAAAAAGACGCUGGCAAGGUAGUGCUGUACACCACAACUAUGGGCAUAGUACGCAGCACGUACCAACGAUGUCUCCUUGUCAAGAAGAUCCUCCGAAACUUGCUGGUGAAGUAUGAAGAGAGGGACGUCUUCAUGAGCAUGGAAUACCAGGACGAGAUCAGGGACAGGAUGAGGAGUGACCAGAUACUCGUUCCUCAGUUGUUCAUCGAUGGACAAUAUAUUGGGGACGCAGAGACGGUUGAAAAAUUGAACGAGUGCGGCGAACUCAGGAAAAUGCUGAAACCGUACAAGAGCCCAGAUGCGUGCAACACAUGCCAAUACUGCGGCGGCUUCCGUCUCCUGCCGUGUCGGAUUUGCAAUGGUUCCAAGAAAAGUCUACACAGGAACCAUUUUACUGCGGAAUUCGUCGCCCUGAAAUGCAUGAAUUGCGAUGAAGUCGGUCUCGUUCGUUGCGAAGCCUGCUCUUGAUUAUUUCUUGAAAAUCAAGGAUCAAAUUACAAUUUUAGGAUCUGGAAAUCAAG
Messenger RNA from Melitaea cinxia (Glanville fritillary), 2359 nucleotides. RefSeq names its product glutaredoxin domain-containing cysteine-rich protein CG31559-like. Bases 381 to 2306 code for a protein of 641 amino acids. The record is from RefSeq and is a predicted model, not a curated record. NCBI's taxonomy places the organism in Eukaryota, Metazoa, Arthropoda, Insecta, Lepidoptera, Nymphalidae. The transcript has 5 exons. Gene Ontology annotation, biological process: sensory perception of sound.